This is a messenger RNA of Colletotrichum higginsianum IMI 349063, 222 nucleotides long. RefSeq lists its product as uncharacterized. The coding region runs from base 1 to 222 and encodes 73 amino acids. NCBI's taxonomy places the organism in Eukaryota, Fungi, Ascomycota, Sordariomycetes, Glomerellales, Glomerellaceae. The transcript has a single exon. The record is from RefSeq and is a predicted model, not a curated record.
AUGUCUGCUGAGCAUAACCCUGACGACACGUCGCGGGACGCUGACGAUGCUGCGUCCCUCGACCAUGGGUUGUGGAGGGACGAGGAAGACGUCGGCGAGGACGACGAGGACGCGCGAGGGCCCGCCAGGCCCUCGCAGCGGUGGGCCGUGCAACACUCCACAGGCCACCAUCGCCUCCGAGGUAAGCAUCCCGGGAGGAGGGCGAGAGCGGCGGCCGGCUAA